Messenger RNA from Echinostoma caproni, 309 nucleotides. The record is from the annotation of a GenBank genome assembly. NCBI's taxonomy places the organism in Eukaryota, Metazoa, Platyhelminthes, Trematoda, Plagiorchiida, Echinostomatidae.
AUGAAGGUACCUUGGCCGAACGCGUUUGCAGAUGGAGAUGUGGAGAAAUGGAUUCGCGAUUUUGAAUUAAUCACGUCAUGCAACGGAAUCAAAGGGAGUGCGCAUCUGGUCACAGUGUUGGGUGCACUGCUUUCCGGACGAGCGAGGGCCGCUUACGAUUUGAAUUGGGAAAGCAACCAAGCCCUUGAUUAUGAGAAUUUGAGAGCUGCGCUGGUGGCAGAGUUUUCAGAAGAGGGUGACCGCGAGAAGGCAAUGAACUGGUUUUAUGCUGCGGAGUACAACCGGAGUGAGGACCCGUUGGUGCACUAA